AUGUUUGUCCGAAAUAAGCCUCGUCAAGGUGAAAGCUUCUCGUCCAGGUAUGGUGCUGGCAAAUCUGUCAGUAAAUCCAAGAAGCAUUCAUUCCGAGACCAUUCUGUGGCUGCGGGCGUGAAGAGAGCCGAGUCCUCUGCUCAACCGUCACCAAGGAAAGACCAAUCCAGUGAUCCCACUUCACCCAACCUUACCUCUGCCAUCAUCACACUUGUGGUUGGACCUGAUCAACGACUCUUCGCCGCUCAUGAAGACGUGCUCUGCAACUCUUCCUUCUUUCAAGCUGCCUGUCGAGGCCAAUUUCUCGAAUCACAUGCCAGAAGAAUAAAUCUACCGGAAGAAUCACCGGAAAUCCUGUCUUCGGUGCUCGAGUUCCUGUAUAAAGGAGACUACUAUCCGAAACUUUUGCACAAUAAACGCAAGGACACGUGGGAGCUUGAAGAUCGGAGUGCAAAUGGCAAUAACGAGUCGACCAUCUAUCAUCACGCUGUUGGAGGAAACUUGUUGAAGGAUACUGUCAUAUACUGUGCAGCCCUUCGCUACGAUCUCCCUGAGCUCGGCCGCCUCGCCCUUCGCAAACAAGGCCUCCAGUCCGGCAUCCAAGUCAGCACUAUUCUCUCUUCCGCUCGCUACGCCUACGCACAAACACCCGACACAGACUCAAAGCUGCGAGCUCACUACUUGGCUCUCAUCAUCCGAAGCAAGAAUACUUUCAAGAGGAGUGGCACCAUGCAGAUGGAGAUGGAAGAAGGUGGACGACUGUUCUUCGAUCUGUUUGUUGCUAUGUGCAAUCAUAUCGAUGACCUUGGCACUAUCUCACGGUCGCCCUUCACUCGCUAG
Molecule: messenger RNA, 840 nt
Organism: Endocarpon pusillum Z07020
Lineage: Eukaryota; Fungi; Ascomycota; Eurotiomycetes; Verrucariales; Verrucariaceae
Exons: 4
Coding region: 1-840 (279 amino acids)
Molecular function (GO): protein binding
Source: RefSeq, a predicted model, not a curated record